GUUCAGUUAAUUUGUCAUGCUCCCGAGCAAUUUUUUCAUUUAUGAAUAUAUUAUUAUAUUUUGUAACGCAUACCUACAAGAUAAUGCAACUUUCUACAACUGUUAUCGCAUUAAUCAUAAUGUAAUAAUUUUUAAUAACUAAUAACUACCACUUUCUGGACGUUAACAUUACACUGGUGGUGUAUGCAGAAUAGAUCUUAACGAUAACAAAAAUACAGAAACUAUACACGCCCACAGCGAAGUAAUCGAUUUAUCAGACAGACAUCGUCGUGCCGGUGGACAGGUGCUGUAGAAAUGGGAGACGGCGCCGAGUUAUCGGACCCACCGGAUGAGCAGUCACUGCAGCUGGAACGGCGUGACGACGACGGCGACGGCGGCGGCGGCGGCGGACAGCAGCGCAAUGACCGCUGCAGUGGUGAAGACAGCGGCGACGACUGUACGGGCGACGUGGUCGCCAUGGCGUGGUGCGACGAACGGCUACCGGCCACCGCGGCCAACGCAGCGGCCGCGGUCGUCGGUGUGGCCAUAGCGUGGUCGCUGCUGUACGUGAACGUUUCGCCGACACUGAUGGCCGUGCCCGGCGGCAGUCUGUCUUCCAUAUUCAUGCUGUACGUUACCGGCACGGUGGCCGGCUGGCUCAUCAACAAAAUCGUUGGCCUGCCCCCGCGGUUCGGCAUGCUGUUGGCCGGCAUCGCACUCCAGAACGCCGGUCUGUACACUGUCACCGGGUGGUGUUCACACCUGGUAACCUUUAUCAGAGAAGUCUCACUUGCCGUGACAUUGAUCAACGGAGGACUGGAGCUGGAUGCCAGUCAGUUGCAUCGCCUCAGCCGCGUCGUUGCCAAACUCACGUUGUUGCCUUGCAUAGCUGAAGCCGCCACUGCGGCCAUCGCCGCACAUAUCAUUUUGCCCGGCUACUCGUGGAAGUGGAGUCUGAUUCUCGGGUUCACGCUGUCUGCCGUUAGUCCAGCUAUAUUAGUGCCGGGCCUAUUCCAACUGAAACGUUUGGGCUAUGGUGAAGUAAAAGGUGUUAAUACUCUGUUGAUUGCCGCGUCAAGCCUGGAUAACAUUGUUUCCAUCUGCGCAUUUCGGAUAGUAUUAGGUGUCCUAUUUAUGACUAGUAGUGUGACCAGUAAGAUAAUUCAAGGGUUCAUUGAAAUAUCUAUAGGAACCGUGUUGGGAGUCAUAUGGGGUUUCUUUUUGAUAUUUGUGCCUUCAUCACCGUGGGCUAUGAUAUACAAAAAAUCAAAAAUCGAAAACACUAUCACUUCACGACGGUUGAACCGGUUGAUAACAGCUAAAAGAUCGUUCUUGCUGGGCGCUGGUGGAUUUUUGGCGAUGACCGGAAGCCGAUGGUGUAACUAUCCUGUAGCUGGUCCAUUGGCGUGUAUCACAUCGGCGUUCAUAGCUAGUACCGGUUGGAGGUGGAGAUUAAAAAUGCAAAAUCGAAAUAACUCAACGAUUUUAGCCGACGAAAAUUGCGAUGAAGAGGAUCAGGACCAAGAAAAACCGGUCGAAAAGGUUUUCGAAUACGUAUGGGGUGGUCUUCAGCCAUCCGUCUUUGCGUUUUUGGGCACUGACAUUAAAAUAUUCGAACUACUCAAACAUUUUGACACAGUUAUAGUUGGAUUACUUGUGCUCACGUUUGGAAUCACAGUUCGGAUGAUUGUCACUACGUGUUCGGUAUUGGGUACGGGAUUCAGUCGCAAGGAAAUCAUAUUCGUCAACAUUUCGUGGCUUCCCAAGGCUACCAUACAGGCUAUUCUAGCUCCAGUUGCAUUAAAUUUAGCGAAAGAAUUGGGUACACAGGAAGAUGUCGAAUGUGGAAAUCGACUGGUGACCAUUGCAGUGAUCUCCAUUUUGUUAACUGCACCUAUAGGGGCAAUUGGCAUAAAACUUUUUGGCCCUAGAUUAUUGCCCAGAGCCAAUUAAAUGAUGAAAGUAUAAAUACAGUGUGUUUGUAUUUUUAUUUUUAUUUUUUUAUUUUAUAGAAUUAUAUUAAUUGGAUUUAAUUAUUUUGAGA
Messenger RNA from Melanaphis sacchari, 2023 nucleotides. Its product is annotated as sodium/hydrogen exchanger 9B2-like. Gene Ontology annotation, molecular function: antiporter activity. The transcript has 8 exons. The record is from RefSeq and is a predicted model, not a curated record. Lineage: Eukaryota; Metazoa; Arthropoda; Insecta; Hemiptera; Aphididae. The coding region runs from base 295 to 1932 and encodes 545 amino acids. Gene Ontology annotation, cellular component: membrane. Gene Ontology annotation, biological process: proton transmembrane transport.